Sciurus carolinensis (gray squirrel) is the source of this 5273-nucleotide messenger RNA. It is a transcript of the gene Klhl33, whose product is annotated as kelch like family member 33. The coding region runs from base 121 to 2511 and encodes 796 amino acids. NCBI's taxonomy places the organism in Eukaryota, Metazoa, Chordata, Mammalia, Rodentia, Sciuridae. The transcript has 5 exons. Gene Ontology annotation, molecular function: protein binding. The record is from RefSeq and is a predicted model, not a curated record.
CAAGGAGAUUGGGUGUCAGAGUUUGGGCACGGAGAGCCCAGCCUUCAGCCCUCUUGCACCAGCUAAAAUUAGCCAGGUGGGGCUACUGACUGGGAUAAGGCAAUCCAGCAAACCUAGGCCAUGAGCCUCUUGGACACAGCACAACAUCCCUCCGACCAGCAGCGCGUCUCCCUUUCCCUCCAGAAGGACGGUCUUGGACUUCCUUUGCCCACUGAAAGAACCUCCUGGCCUUCUUCCCCAGAUGAGGAUCCCGAUUUACUUUCCUUUCCUCUGGAAGAGCCUGGCCCCAGAUCCCUGGUCCCAGGGAACCUUCCCUCUCCGGCUUUUUCCCUAGAGGAGGAGGAACAGGAGGAGGACGAUGGAGACACAGCCGAGCCCGAGGGACUGCGUAGUGAGGAGCAUCCGAGCCAGUUCUUCGCAGAAGCACAGAGGCUGCGGGAACAGAGGCUCUUAUUAGACGAAGAGGUGACAGUCGCGGGGCGGGUGUAUGGGCUGCAUCGGGUGAUCUUGGCCGCAGUCAGCAGCCUCUUCCGAGACCGGCUGCUAAGCGGCGGUAGGUCGCGGUCAGGCUUCAGCCUCGAUGUGGCCCCGGGAGGCUGGGAGGCCGUGCUGACCUUUGCCUAUGAGGGGGUACUGGGCCCCGCCUCACUGGGGGAUGUGCUGGCUGCGGCCGAGGCCUUGGGGGCGCCCCGGGUGAAGGCCGCGGCACAGCGCAAAUGCGAGGAGCCAGGAAACUCCGGGGAAGAAGAAAAGAAGCUCAGCCAGGCCGAGGAGCUGAGGGAGAAUCUGCGCAGCAUAGAGCUUCUAUACCGAGAGGGCGUCGGAUGUGACCUGGAAUUGGAGGCAGACGGCUACCGGCUGCGGGUGCACCGAGCAGCCCUGGCCUGUGGCAGUGAGUUCUUUGGGGCUAUGCUCCUGAGUGGGAUGAGGGAAUCCCAGGGCACGGAGGUGUCUCUGCGUACCAUCUCUAGCCAAGACCUGCGACUCCUCGUCUCUUUUGCCUACUCUGGAAUUGUGCGGGCAAGAUGGCUAGGACUGCUGAGAGCUGCCCAGGCUGCUCUGCAGUACCAAAGCUCUUCCUGUUUGGCUUUGUGUCAGAGAGCCUUGGCACGAGACCUCAGCCCUGCCCGAUGCCUGGCCCUGUUCCCCAUGGCUGAAGCCCCCGGGUUGGAGAGGCUCUGGAGCAAAGCCCGGCACUACCUCCUCACCCACCUGCCUGCUGUGGCUUUGUGCCCUGCUUUCCCUUCUUUACCAGCUGCCUUCCUGGCUGAGCUCCUAGAUAGCGAUGAGCUCCAUGUGCAAGAAGAGUUCGAGGCCUUUGUGGCUGCACGGUGUUGGCUAGCUGCCAACCCUGAGACCCAGGAGUCAGAGGCCAAGGCCCUGCUGCAAUGUGUCCGCUUUGGCCGCAUGUCUACCAGAGAGCUGAGGAAGGUGCGGGCAGCUGGGCUGCCCCCACCCCUGCCUCCAGACCUUCUCUACCAGUUGUUGGUGGAGGCUGACGUUCCAGGUCAAGAGAGGUGGAGGGAGCCCGACCGGGCGCUGGUGGUGAUUGGUGGGGACGAACUCAGACCUGAUAUGGCCCGAAGACAGCCAUCUCGAAAAGUGUGGUGGGCCCGGGCCUUCCGCUGUGGCAUGGGACUGGUACGAACUGUGGAGUGGGGGCGGCUGCCGGCCCUACCUGCCCCAGGGCGCUUCCGGCAUGGGGCUGCAAGCUUGGCAGGAAGUGAACUCUAUGUGUGUGGGGGACAGGAUUUCUACAGUCACUCCAACACUCUGGCUUCAACUCUCAGGUGGGAUCCCAGUCAAGAGGACUGGGAAGAGGUGGCACCUUUGUGCCAGGCUCGAAGUUUUUUCCCCCUGGUGGCAUUGGAUGGACAACUUUAUGCCCUGGGUGGACGAAAUGAUGGUGUUGCUCUCGACUCUGUGGAAACCUAUAACCCUGAACUCAAUAUCUGGAGGCCAGCACCUGCACUUCCAGCACCCUGCUUUGCCCAUGCAGCUGCCAUCUUGGAGGACCGACUGUAUGUGAGCGGUGGCUGUAAUGGGACUGGUCAAUACCUGGCCUCUUUGCUGCACUAUGACCCCAAACUUGAGAAACCAGGGACAUUUUUGAGCCCAAUGGGAGUACCCCGGGCUGGUCAUGUCAUGGCUGCUCUGGGUGGGCGACUGUAUGUGGCAGGUGGACUGGGUGAGACUGGGGACUUGCUGAGCUUUGAGGCCUAUGAACCAAGGACUGAUAGCUGGACUCGCCUGGCACCCCUGCCCUCCCCCCAUGUGGGUGCUGCAGCUGCUGUGCUGCAGGGGGAGCUCCUGGUGCUAGGAGGCUACAGCCACCGUACUUAUGCCCUUUCCCACCUUAUCCAUGCCUACUGUCCUGGCCUGGGCCGGUGGCUCUGCCUGGGAACUCUGCCAAGGCCUCGGGCUGAGAUGCCUGCCUGCCUCCUGACACUCCCCACUGUGCAGCACAUAGCUUUGGUUCCCACCCAGCACCAAACCAAACCUGCCGGGUGAAGGGGGAACAGCAGUGUAUGGGGGGAGGAAGGGAUAAGAAAUAUCUUAAGAAAAGGACAGAGGUUACCAGGAGAGGCAGAGAAGGCUUCUUGAUAGUAUUUUAUUCUCAUGGUGUUUUACAGCUCAUAAACUGCUUUUGUAUAUAUGAUCUCCACUGAGGAAAGGGUGUUUGUUGGGGAAGGUCAGGCAGCUGAUUACUUGAUUAAGAUAGACAACCCAGGAGCAAUUCCACAAGGCUUAGGGGUUCCUAGUGGGGGAAGUGCAUCUGGUUGGGAAGCAUUAAGAAGCUCCCAUAGGGACUCGGGUGUAGCUCAGUGGUAUAUCACCUGCUUAGCAUGCAUGAGGCCUUGGGUUCCAUCCCUAGCACCAAAGGAAAAAGAAAAGAUUCAGGUCGGGUGCAGUGGCACACACCUGUAGUCCCAGCUACUUGGGAGGCUGAGGUAGGAGAAUCCUAAAUUUGAGACUAGUCUGUGCAACUUAACAAGACCCUAUCUCAAAAUAAAGCAAAGCAAAAAUCAAAACAAAAACUCCAGUAGCAAAGUACAGGAAACAUACAUGGAGGAUAGUUAGAAAAGUGAUUCUAAUCCAUGGAUCAAGGAAAAAAAUGUGGAAAGGCCAUCCAUGAGCUUGAGGAGUAUGGGAGGAACCGUUCAGCUCUUCUCUUUACUAGCACUUGCUCCUUUCUAUGGUCCCAUUCCUGGGAUGCCUAAACCCUCUUCACGAUAUUCUUUCUCAGGUAAUUUCUAUAAGCCAAGUUUAGUGUUUCCCAGCCCAGAGACUAUAGGCUUUCCUUGGGAGCCUUUGGUUUCCAUGAGAGGCAGAAGCUCCAAUCAGGACCUGGACAGCACAGGUGACCUAGAUGCCUGAUGAGCUCUCCAGGUGAUGAGGUAGGAGUAUUGUGUGUGGUGCAGGGAGAUGAAGGAGGCAGAGGCCCAGGAGGAGGUGCCUACAGUGGAAAAGAGAUGAGGUCUGAAGGGAUGGAAUGAAAGAAAUUCCAAGCCUGUCUGACUUCUUUCUUUCCUUUUGGGUGAAGUGAGGGACCAGAGUACAAAUGGACAGUUGUGGCAUGAGAGGAAAUGGUGGAAAGAAGAGUGAAAGGCAGAAAAGAUGGAAAAACCCUUUCUCCUUAGUUCCCGUCCUGAGUUGUUUUAAGUUUAUUUCAGGGAGGGUUGAGUCAGAUGUUUCCUUUCUCCCUUCCUCCGUCCUGCUCUUCCUUUUUGACCUCUUUUUCCCUUCUCCCUCACACAGUUAUUAAUUGCCUAUUAUAUGCCAGGCACUGUGUGAGACACCAAGGGUACAUAACUCAGAGAGCUCCUGAUCAUAGGACAGACUUGUAAACCAGUAUGAGUGUCAUAGUAGACGUGGAAGUCUGAGUGAAGUCCUGUGAGAGUCCAGAGGGUCAAGGUGUGAGCUCUGUUCAGAGAAGCUUCCAUUAAGGAAGGCAUCACCAAAUAGGUGUAGUCUGAAAUAGAAUUUUUUUCUUUAUACUAGGCAUUUAACCUAAGGGUGCUUUACCAUUAAACUCCACCCCCAGCCCUUUUUAUUUUAUUUUAUUUCAGUUUUUAUUUUGAUACAGAGUCUUGCUAAGUUGCUUAGGAACUUGUUAAGUUGCUGAAGCUGACCUCAAAUUUACAAUCCUCCUGCCUCAGCCUCCCAAGUCACUGGAGUGCCUGGGAUUAUAGAUGUGUGCCACUGUGCCCGGCUGAACUGAAGGCUGCCUAGAAACUUACCAUUUGAGGAUGGGGAUGUAGCUCGGGUGUAGAGUGCUUGCCUCGCAUGCACAGUGUCCCAGGUUUGAUCCCCAGCACUGCAAAGAAAUGAAAUAAAAUAAUAAAGAAAUUAUAGAGAAGGGGGAAUGCAUCUUAGACAGAAAAGUGAAGAAAGGAGGAUCUUCUGUGCCCUGUUUCUCCACAGCAAAGGGCAAGUGGGUAUUCCAGAGAUUCUUCAGAGAAUUCUGCUGUUUCUAGCUUACCCUCUUCUCUGGAGCCUUUUUGAAAACAAUUCCUUUCACUUAAUCAUAUAUUCCCUCCCUCCACAGGUCCCCUAAAUCUUUCCUCUCUGGUGUUUUCAUUUCUGCCUCCUGGAUAGCUCAGGGCAAAGAAAAAUCAGUUCUUGUGUAGGUCAGUCUUCUAUUAUCAUUGUUUAAGAUCUUCAUGCUCCUGAAGGUGAUAAUAGAGUCUCCUUUGCACCUUUCUUCAUUCUAUCCCCAGAAGUUCUUAACAUGCGUUUAUUCAUUCAUUUAUUUAUUUUUGUGAUUUCAUUAUUUUACUAAGGUUUUUUUUUUUUUUCUUUUUCCCCUCUAUCUCUGUUUAAGAUAGUUGAGCCAGGUGUGGUUGCACACACCUGUAAUCUCAGCAACUCAGGAAUCUGAGACAGGAGGAUUUUAAGUUCUAGGCCAGCCUCAGCAACUUAGUGAGACCCUGUCUUAAAAUAAAACGUAAAAAAGUCUAGGAAUGUGACUUCGUGGUUAAGCAUGGGGUAUAAUAAUAAUAAUAAUAGAUUAAUAUUUUAAAAGAACUGGGGAUAUAACUCAGUGAAAGCUCCCCUCCAUUCAAUCCCCAGUACCACAAAGAAAGAUAGACAAGGAAUAUAGUUGAAAAUGAGGAAGGGUAAGUAGGAUAUAUAAAAUAAAAGAAAUUGAAGAAAAAAAAGAGGCAGAACCCUGGAGGUGAUGAGAAACUAAGAGUUGGGUGAACUUCUGUAGACAUUUUCUUUGUGAUUUGUACUUAAACCCAGGUUUAAAUAAAGGUUUUACAGUGAUU